UAAACUCACAAUACUUCACAAACAUCUAUCUUUCCCAAAAUAUUUAAGCAUAAAUGGCUUUAACCAUCAAGCUCCAGUGCACUGUCCUGGCUCUGCUCUUCACCUUCGGAGUCUUAGCAUCUCUCGCUGCAGCUCGUUCUUUGAAUGAGGCAUCAAUGACCGAGACACAUGACCAGUGGAUGACACGUUAUGGACGUGUGUACAAAACUGCUGACGAGAAAAACAGGCGUUCUACCAUCUUCCAAGAGAACCUCAAAUACAUCCAGACAUUUAAUAAAGCCAAUAACAAGCCGUACAAACUAGGCGUCAAUGAAUUCGCAGAUCUUACCAAUGAGGAGUUUACAACUUCAAGAAACAAAUUCAAGAGCCAUGUCUGCGCCACAUCUACAAUUAAUGUAUUCCGAUAUGAAAAUGUUACUGCAGUACCAGCUACCAUGGACUGGAGAAAGAAAGGCGCUGUUACACCUAUCAAGGACCAGGGCCAGUGUGGGUGCUGCUGGGCGUUUUCAGCUGUGGCAGCUAUGGAAGGUAUUACUCAGCUUAAAACUGGUAAGCUGAUCUCUCUAUCGGAGCAAGAACUGGUUGAUUGUGAUACUAACGGCGAAGAUCAAGGCUGUGAGGGCGGUCUUAUGGACAAUGCAUUUGAUUUCAUCCAACAAAACCACGGCCUGUCAACUGAAACAAACUACCCAUACAGUGGAACUGAUGGAACAUGCAAUGCCAACAAAGAAGCAAACCACGCAGCCACGAUAACUGGGCACGAGGACGUGCCUGCUAACAGUGAGAGUGCUCUGCUAAAAGCUGUUGCAAAUCAACCAAUCUCCGUGGCCAUUGAUGCCAGUGGUUCAGAUUUUCAAUUCUACUCAAGUGGUGUCUUUACAGGAGAAUGUGGCACUGAGUUAGACCAUGGAGUCACUGCUGUAGGCUACGGCACCGCGGCUGAUGGGACCAAGUACUGGCUAGUGAAGAAUUCAUGGGGCACAAGUUGGGGGGAGGAAGGUUACAUCCAAAUGCAAAGAGGCGUAGCCGCUGCGGAAGGCCUAUGUGGUAUUGCAAUGCAGGCUUCCUAUCCCACGGCCUGAAAAUUCGAAAAAAACUGGUGAUUAUCACUAGUCACAACUUAUGUAAUUAUGUAUAUGCCUGUAUUGCCACUAUGUUCCUCCUGUGCAACUUAUGGUUGUUAGUACUUGAGCCAAGAACUUGUACAGUGUAAGAACUUGGUUAUUGUUAUUAGAGCUGUUCACGAA
Molecule: messenger RNA, 1247 nt
Organism: Daucus carota subsp. sativus
Lineage: Eukaryota; Viridiplantae; Streptophyta; Magnoliopsida; Apiales; Apiaceae
Product: senescence-specific cysteine protease SAG39-like
Exons: 2
Coding region: 54-1082 (342 amino acids)
Cellular component (GO): lysosome
Molecular function (GO): cysteine-type endopeptidase activity
Source: RefSeq, a predicted model, not a curated record